UGACGCGGUCGUGAUUCACGGGGAAACCACGCCUAGACAGUCCAGGCUGGGCAAUGACAUGACAAGUUCGGAGGACUCUUACCACUGGAUGGACAUUUAGCCUAAACAUCGGAUUUCCUUCGUAGCCUUCGUUACAGUAUAAGGUCCACCAUGAAGAGACGGGCGUGUCAUGUGCCAGUUCUGCCCCUGGUUCUGCUGGUGCUGCUGCUGACCGACCCAGCGUGGGCAUGGGGCAAGAAGAGCUCAUCCUCCUCCAAAACCAAAACGUCCUCCUCCAACAAACCAUCGUCCACCUCACCUAGGACGAAGACCCAGCCCAAUUACCCCAGACAGCCCGCCCAGCCAAACCAACCAAACCCCUACCCCAAAGGGGGUACCUAUCCGGGGGCUGGGACCAACACAAACCAGCAGAACCCCAGCAGGGGAGGAACCAGUUAUGGCGGGAACACAAACCAGCAGUAUCCUGGAGCGGGUGGUUCCCCCAACCAACAGUACCCGGGCAGAGGAGGGACUCCGAACCAGCAGUACCCCGGCGCGGGUGGUUACCCCAACCAACAAUACCCUGGUGCCGGAGGGUACCCCAACCAACAGUACCCAGGCAGAGGAGGGACUCCGAAUCAACAGUACCCCGGAGCGGGUGGUUACCCCAACCAACAAUACCCUGGUGCCGGAGGGUACCCCAACCAACAGUACCCGGGUAGAGGCGGGUACCCCAACCAACAGUACCCUGGUGCUGGAGGGUACCCCAAUCAACAGUACCCGGGUAGAGGCGGGUACCCCAACCAACAGUACCCUGGUGCUGGAGGGUACCCCAACCAACAGUACCCUGGAGCAGGGGGAGGGUAUGGAGGCGGGUAUGGAGGCGGGUAUGGGGGUGGGUAUGGGGGUGGUGGGCAUACCAACUGGAACCCAAACAAUAAGAUCCUAAGCCCUCGGUACGGAGGAGGUUACGGCUAUGGCGGCACGGGCGGCUCUUCCUUCGCCCGCUCCGUGCAGGGCAACGGCUACAUGCCCAACCAAAAGUCCCAGGGCUUUGCCAAGAAGGCCAUGCUGGCGGCAGGCGUCGGGGCGGUGGCGGGCAUGGCGGUGGGCUACGGUCUCGGACGCUUCCCGCGGCCCCACUUUGGCUUCCGCAGCCCCAUGGAGGAGCAGCAAUACAACCGCUACAUGUACGAGCGCUACGGCGAGCGCUCCACAGACGACAACGACUACCGUGAGUACGUCUACAAGACGCCGCCGAAGGCCGACAAGAGCUUCCAGCCGUACGAUCAGUAUAUGGAGAGCUGCAUGAAGCGCACUGACCUCCUCAAGCAGGACGGACGCAGCUCAGACACGAGCAAUCUACAGAGCGAUCAGCCAUCAGACACGAGCAAUCUACAGAGCGAUCAGCCAUCAGACCAGAGCAAUCUACAGAGCGAUCAGCUAUUAGACACCGAAGAGAGAAAGGAAGACCCAGACAGAAGCAAUCUACAGAACAAUCAGCCCUCCAGAACCAGUGAGACUCGUAAAGAUCUAGACAUGAGCAGUCUGCUUGCAGAUGCUAACGCUAACGGCACUCUGGGCAGUACUGACCCAGAGAAGAGUGGCGUCGUGGCGUCUGAGGCUCCUGAGGCGGAUGCAGGCACGGCAGUGGGCGUCAGGCGAAGGCGGCGCGCCGUUGCCGACGGCGACCACGACACCGUCAGCAUCGUGGAGGUGGGCUACCCGGCGCUGAUUGACCAGCUGAAAUCGCGGCGCUGCAUGGAGCUCUACAUGGCGUACUCGGAGCAGUUCCUGCAGAAGCAGAGCCAGGUCCAGGAGCCACUCAACCACGGCGACACCAGCGGACGACCCCUCGCUCUGCUCCUCACCACCUCCAUCAUGCUGCUCUGCAGCAACGUCCUACUGCAGUGAGGAAGCAGGCAGUGAGAAGAGAGUGUGUGUGUGUCAGAGGGAGAGAGAGAGAGAGAAUGUGUGUGUGUCUCUCUGUAUGUGUAUGAGAGCGAGAGUGUAUGUGUCAGAUAGUGAGAGAGUGCGUGUGUGUGAGAAUAUGUACUGUAUAUAUGUAUACACUAUGUGUGUGUGUGUGUGUGUGUGUGUGUGUGUAUUGUUCCAUGAUAUACUCUGCGGAUGGAUGAUUCAGCCAGCAUGAAGUGGUUGUAAGUCUGAGGGCACGUUGUCCUGAAGUGUUGUGUUCAGUUUGACUUAUUGAUAUUAAUGGGUUUCUAUGUUUAUGUUAUUGCAUUGAUUCCACUCUGCAAAACUGCACUGACAUGAACGUAAUGUUUUUUAAUGAACCCCUGCCUUCCCCAUAUCCUUAGUGUCACUCAUGUUCACAUUGAUCACGUACAUGGACUUAAGUUAUUUUACCUAUAAGGUGUUCCUUACUUGUGUCUUGUCUUGUGGUAUUUUUGAAAAAUGUGGUUUUGCAGCUGAAACGGAUUGCUGUCUCAUAGUAUUUUUGUGCUACUGAUGUAACAAUGAUAAUAAUGCAUCAAUCAUAGUAGUUAACAAGUAAAGGAUAAUGUAUUGUCCGCUGUUAAUUAUUAGAAAAUAAGUCCCGACAGGGC
Messenger RNA from Alosa alosa (allis shad), 2549 nucleotides. It is a transcript of the gene prnpb, whose product is annotated as prion protein b. The record is from RefSeq and is a predicted model, not a curated record. Gene Ontology annotation, biological process: protein homooligomerization. The coding region runs from base 151 to 1893 and encodes 580 amino acids. Gene Ontology annotation, cellular component: membrane. The transcript has 3 exons. NCBI's taxonomy places the organism in Eukaryota, Metazoa, Chordata, Actinopteri, Clupeiformes, Clupeidae.